Molecule: messenger RNA, 4206 nt
Organism: Paralichthys olivaceus (Japanese flounder)
Lineage: Eukaryota; Metazoa; Chordata; Actinopteri; Pleuronectiformes; Paralichthyidae
Source: RefSeq, a predicted model, not a curated record
AAUAACUUCCCAGCCAGCAGCAAGCCUCGCCUCCACGACCUCAAGUCAACAGUGGAUCUUCUCACCAGCAUCACGUUCUUCAGAAUGAAGGUGCUGGAGCUGCAGAGUCCUCCCCGAGCUGCCAACGUGGUGCGGGACUGUGUCAAGGCCUGUCUGAACUCCACCUACGAGUACAUCUUCAACAACUGUCUGGAGCUCUUCAACCGCCAGUUCCAGUCCAAGGAGGAGAAUCAGCCGGAGGAGCAGGGCCCAAGUAUUCAGAAUCUGGACUUCUGGCCCAAACUCAUCACGCUCAUCGUCUCCAUCAUCGAGGAAGACAAGAACUCGUACACGCCCAUCAUCAACCAGUUUCCUCAGGAACUCAAUGUUGGUAAAGUCAGCGCUGAGGUCAUGUGGACGCUGUUCGCUCAGGACAUGAAAUACGCCCUGGAGGAACACGAGAAACAUAGGCUGUGUAAGACGGCCGACUACAUGAACCUGCACUUCAAGGUCAAGUGGUUGUACAACGAGUACCUUCAGGACCUGCCGGCCUUCGCAGACGCUGUGCCUGAGUACCCAGCCUGGUUCCUGCAGUUCGUCCUGGCCUGGCUGGCUGAGAACGAGGAGGUGUCCAUGGAGUUCAUGCACGGAGCGCUGGAGCGGGACAAGAGAGAGGGGUUCCAGCAGACGUCUGAACACGCUCUGUUCUCCAGCUCCGUGGUCGACAUCUUCACUCAGCUCAACCAGAGCUUUGAGAUCAUCAGGAAACUGGACUGUCCCGACCCGACCGUGGUCGCUCACUACAACAGACGCUUCGCCAAGACGAUCACCAGAGUGCUGCUGCAGUACAGCGCCCUGCUGUCCAAGAGCUUCCCCUCCUACUGCGAGAAGGAGAAGAUCCCGUGCGUGCUGAUGAACAACAUCCAGCAGAUGAGGGUCCUCCUGGAGAAGAUGUUUGAGUCGAUGGGAGCGAAGCAGAUGGAUACAGAGGCAGCUAACAUCCUCAAUGAGCUGCAGGUGAAGCUGAGCACCGUCCUGGACAACUUCAGCAUCGUGUUUGCCAAGAGGUAUCUCAGUAUCUUCGCUGACAUCUGUGAGAAGACGGUGCUGAAGAGGAUCUUGAAGGAUCUGUGGAAGAUCGUCCUGAGCAGCCUGGAGAAGAUCAUCGUCCUGCCGCAGAGCAACGACAGCCUGGGAGCUCAACUCCUCACUGCGGCUAAAGGACUCUCUAAUCUCAAGGGAGGAGGUGAAGCCAAAACCCUGACGCCCAAACAGUGCAUCAUCAUCGACGCAGGGCUGGAGACCAUCAAGCAAUACUUCCACGCUGGAGGAAACGGGCUGAAGAAGGCGUUUGUGGAGAAAAGUCCUGAACUGGCGUCCCUGCGCUACGCCCUCUCCCUUUAUUCCCAGAGCACCGAUGCUCUCAUCAAAACCUUUGUCACCACGCAACACUCCCAGGUGCAUGAUGGGAUGGGCAUCAGAAUCACCGGCAAUGAAAAGAUUCGACCUGAUCGGGGUUCAGGGGUGGAGAAGCCGAUCGGAGAGGCCGUUCUCCAGAUCGAUAUGAUGCUCGGGAAAGAACGUAAGGUCAACGUCAGAGUCAUUGCUGUAAACGACAUGAAGUGGCAGACAUCAGGGAUGUUCCGGCCUUUCGCCGACGUCUCCGUGAUCGGCCCCUUUCUGGCCGACAAGAAACGCAAGUUCACCACGAAAUCCAAGAACAACAGCUGGACGGCGAAGUUCAACGAGGCUUUCCAGUUCAUCCUGGGUAAGGAGUCUCCAGACUGCUACGAGCUCCAGGUGACCGUGAAGGAUUACUGCUUUGGCCGCGCGGACCGGGUCGUCGGCAUGGCCGUGGUGCAGCUGCGUGACGUCGCGGACCGCAAGAGCUGCGUGUGCUGGUGUCCCCUGGGGCCACGCAUCCAGACGGACGAGACGGGCAUGACGGUGAUGCGUAUCCUGUCCCAGCGACCUGCUGAUGAGGUGGCCAAGGAGUUUGUCAAGCUGAAAUCUGAGAUUCGUCCAGUGGAGGAGGGGAGAUGAGCAGAGGCACUGACACCGACGCUGGAAACUGGAUCAUAAAUCGAGAUCUGGGUUUAGAGUCAGGUGCUUUAUUUUUACAGAUUUCUGUCGUCCUCAGCAAACACAGACCGUUAAAGUGUCUGAGUGAUAAUAUUCAACAUGGGGGAGAAGGACGCGGUAGAUAUAAGUGAACAAAAGAUGUUCUCGAAAAAGAAAAAUGAUUUAAAUCACCAGCUCGGAGGGCAGAGAUCGUUUUAAUGAGGGACUAUUCAAGUCGUCCAAUUACAUCUGGAUAAACGUGUCUGUCGCCUGUCGACCAUCAUGGGUUCUGUCUACCGGACAGAAUGAAAAGAAGCAAACAUAUCUUACAUUUUACUGAAUGGAGGAAUAAUUAUUGAAAUGUGUGAGGCCUAAUGAAUAUCUUAAGAGACAUCAGCGUCACUGUUGACAUGAUUACAUACCUGCUGUCAACCAGCGAACUGAUGUCAGACAUCGUAAAGAAAUAAAACAGUUGGUGAUAGAACAAGUGCUUCAAACAUCAGCACCAGAUUCAAGCAGCUGAUCCACAAAGUCUCAAAAUUCAACUUGGCGAGCGGCCGACUGUCGAGCGGAGGUUCACUCUCGUCUCAGGGCCGUGCUCAUGGAACCGCAGUCGUGAACACGGAGCAGAAUUGCUCGCUCGUGAGAUGGUUUUGCAUAAAUAAAUAACUAAAUAAAUUUAGACCGCUAACAAUUACCACUGUUUCCCCAAAGACGUCAUUUGAUACAACCAAACAGCUAACUAAUAAAAAACACAGUAACGCGAAAGUCAUACUUAGCGCGAGUGGUUGCACAGAACGCGUAACAACAUUUUAAGCAGGUAGCCAAGGAAAACUGCACCAGGACUGCAAAAUAAAAAUAAAACAGCUCAUGAGAGGAGAAGUGCAACUGACAUCUGUUGCACCAGAUUCAUGGAGGUGGUCGGGACACAGCAGCCGAUCCAGAGCUUUUCUGGAGGGUUGACUGCAGACGGAUGUCAGGAUGCUGCUAACGAUAGGUUGCUUUUUAACGAUAAAACGCUCGUCAUAUUUUUCCCAGAGUGAAAAUAUAAAACCUCUAAAAGAAAGAAAACAUGACACACUGAGGUCGGAUUGCGCAGUUGGUUCUUAACAAUUACGUAGCCUUAAAAGAAGCCAGCUGGCUAACACAGCUAGCUCACUGUACUCCUAUCUAAAGCAUGAAUGGGUUCGUCGACAGAGACUUUUAAGUUAAAAUACUUUUUUCCUGAAACAAAGAAUUUCUCGGCAUCGUAGUUAAAAGUAUAAGACGAACAAAGUGCAGCUUCUCUGCCUUGUGGGGAAAAAAAUGUCACGUCAGAGGUUUUGAAUUCAGCUCUUCUGUUUUAACCAGGUGUUAAUUAAACUGUGACUGUGAAGACUGUUGACCUGUAGACCUGCUCUGAAUAGAAAACCAAAAAGAUGACACCUGUUUUUAACGGUUCAAAAGUACGGAGGACUUGGAAUGGUUCUUCUAAGGAUUUAAGUUUAUCCCCUUUUUACAGUUUUAAGAUAAAUGUUUCCGAUGCCACAGCCUUGCCGUGCAUGCACAGCCGCACCCUGUACGGAUCAUAUGAUUCGGAGUAACUGAUUUUCUACCACAAGCUGAUGGAAGAUUAUAACACAUGCAGGUUUAAAGUAUAGCUGAUCCACACUCGUCUCUGUUUACCAUGUGCCAAGGAACUCAAGUGUUCAACGAGCUCUCUGUAUGAACUCUGGGUUGUCGAUCGGACGUAGACGUGGCCGCUCUGAACGUCCCGCUUUCUGCCGCACGUUUGCCAAAAACUAGCUGCACUUUGGCUCUGAACUCAAAAGGAUCAGUUUGGUUUAGACAAGAUAGUUUGGAAACUAUUUUAGAGUGUUGUCUUCUGUUGUAUUAAAACAAACAAAACGUACGUCCACAGUUGAGUAUAAGUGGGAUUUUUCACAGUGGCCACAGCUGCAGCGACAAUGAGCUCUUGCACUGUAAGUUUGUAAAAAAAAAAAAGAAUAUAAAAGGAAAAUGCCUGUGAGCAGAGCAUGUAUUUAUUGUAUACAAUCACACUUAACUAGAAUUGUGAUCUUUUUCAUGUCUGUACUGUGAAAUAUGAAGAAUGAUCAAACAUAUGUAAAGUACUUAUCAUUAUUCUAAUGUGACAUAUGUUGAAUAUACUUGUAACAAUAUUUUGUA